GUCAGCUCGAUGGUUUUUUAAAAAGCAGGGGGAAGCGAAACCUCAUUCCUGUAUUUUAUUGAGAGAGAAAGAGGAUAGUCCUGUAAUUUAGAGAGAGAGAGAUUGUAUUUCAUCCUGGAUUCCUUUUUGUUGAGAGAUAUUUGUUUCUCUGUCAUUGAGAUUUGAGAGAAAUUUUUUUGAUGAUCGAUUCCUUUGUGGAGAGAGAGAAGCUAUGGAUGGAAAGCUAGGGUGCGUAGUGGCAGCGGUUGAUGGCGGAGAGGAAAGCAUGAAUGCGUUAGGAUGGGCCCUCAAUAACCUAAAGCUUCGACCGCCGUCAAGUCCAGGUUCGGACGAUGCAGGGAAACUGGUAAUCCUUCACGUUCAGUCCCCUCCUAACAUUGCUGCUGGCCUCAACCCAGGUGGCAUCCCCUUUGGUGGACCCACUUACGUUGAAGUUCCUGCUUUUGCUGCUGCUAUCGAGGCUCACCAGAAACGUAUCAGCAACGCGAUCAUUUCUCAUGCCGUGGGAAUAUGUUCUGGGAAAAAUGUAAAUGUUGAGACAAAGGUUGUUGUGGGUGAUCCAAAGGAGCUUAUAUGUGAAAUGACCACUAAAUUACAUGCAGAUUUGUUGGUAAUGGGAAGCCAUGCUUAUGGUGCUAUUAAAAGGAUGUUUUUGGGAAGCGUAAGCAACUACUGCAUCAAUAGCGUAAGUUGUCCAGUGAUCAUCAUUAAAGAAAAUUCUACUUCUUAACUUCAUUUGUCCCUGCCCCUUCAUGUGUGUGAUCUUCUUUUUUAUCACUGAAUUGAUUUGUAUGAUUUGAACUUCAAUAUUCAUUUUUCAUAAUAUGCAGUAUGCAAUGCACAAUCUCAUGCAUGAUUGCGUAACCUAUCUCAAGUUUAUAGCUAUUUGAUGAUUGUGAUUGGUUAAAUCAAAUGUAUCAAUGAGCUUGUUUGGAAUUGUGCUUUAUAAAUAUAAUUUGGAUGAGAAAUAAAUUGUUAUUGGAUUGUACUCUA
Amborella trichopoda is the source of this 993-nucleotide messenger RNA. RefSeq names its product Adenine nucleotide alpha hydrolases-like superfamily protein. The record is from RefSeq and is a predicted model, not a curated record. NCBI's taxonomy places the organism in Eukaryota, Viridiplantae, Streptophyta, Magnoliopsida, Amborellales, Amborellaceae.